UUUCUCUGUCUAGAUCUCUGUUCACAACUCCUUCCCUCCGCUGCUCUCCGCCUUCCUCCCGCCCUUCAAUCCCCUGGCUUGGUGCCCUGGAGACACAGUUAUUUCCCCGUCCGUCACUCUUGGCUGUCUGGACUACUGGUUUCCUCUCCGAGUUUGGGAGGAGCGGCCGGGACUAGGGGUACAGGAGCCGGUGACCAGGAAGGGAGAAGGGGGCCUCGGGGCGUGGAGAGCACAAACAGAGCGGGGAGAAUAGGCUGCGGGACCCAGCCAGCCCCUCCUCUAGGAGGGACCCAGCAGUCCUGGCGCCCAGCCCCAGCGCCAUGAGGCCGCUUCUGCCCCUCCUGCUGCUGGCCCUGGUGGCCGGCUCGCCCCCAUUGGACGACAACAAGAUCCCCAGCCUGUGCUCCGGGCAUCCUGGCGUCCCGGGUACCCCCGGGCAUCACGGCAACCAAGGCCUGCCUGGCCGCGAUGGCCGAGAUGGGCGAGAUGGGGCGCCUGGGACUCCGGGCGAGAAGGGUGCCGGCGGGCACCCGGGGCUGCCUGGGCCUCGGGGGGACCCGGGGCCACCAGGAGAGUCAGGGCCAAUGGGAGCAGCAGGGCCAGCGGGUGAGUGCGCAGUGCCUCCCCGGUCAGCCUUCAGUGCCAAACGCUCAGAAAGCCGGGUGCCUCCACCUGCUGACACACCCUUGCCAUUCGACCGGGUGCUGGUGAACGAGCAGGGGCACUAUGAUCCUACCACGGGCAAGUUUACCUGCCAGGUGCCUGGCCUCUACUACUUUGCUGUCCACGCCACUGUCUACCGUGCUAGUUUGCAGUUCGACCUUGUGAAGAAUGGCGAAUCGGUGGCUUCCUUCUUCCAGUUCUUUGGUGGAUGGCCAAAGCCAGCCUCACUCUCUGGGGGAGCCCUAGUAAGACUGGAGCCUGAGGACCAAGUCUGGGUGCAAGUGGGCGUGGGUGACUACAUUGGCAUCUAUGCCAGUGUCAAGACAGACAGUACCUUCUCUGGCUUCCUAGUUUAUUCUGACUGGCACAGUUCCCCUGUCUUUGCCUGAUGCUUCCCACUCUCCAGGAAGGUUGCUCACUUCUUCCUUCCUGGGAUGCUACACCCUCUAUUCUAAGAAGGGUGUCACUGCCCCAGCUGCAUCUGCUCUGAGGAGGGCUGGCUCCCCCUUCGUGUGGGUGAGUAGGGAGAUAGGGGCAUCUUACUCUUGCUGUCGAUAGGGACAGGAGGGCAUUAUUGACAGGGAAGUGUGCCCACUGAAGGCAUAACGGGAAAGUGGCCAGAUUUCUAUCCAAAAGAAAGGCAUAUGACCUGCAUCUGGCAAUCAUGCCCCAUGGGCACGGGUGUUUUGGUUCCCCAGUCCUCAGGGCCCAAAGCCUCAGUGGUAAUGGUGGUAAUGGUGGGGAGACCUUCACCCUUUUCCCUCUGGGUCCCUUCCCUCUGUAUUCCUUUACCCCAGGAACAGGGUCUUAUGCUUAGACAUCACUCAAAUAAAUCUACAAAAAUCC
Messenger RNA from Vombatus ursinus (common wombat), 1509 nucleotides. It is a transcript of the gene C1QTNF5, whose product is annotated as C1q and TNF related 5. The record is from RefSeq and is a predicted model, not a curated record. The transcript has 3 exons. The coding region runs from base 321 to 1052 and encodes 243 amino acids. Gene Ontology annotation, molecular function: protein binding. Lineage: Eukaryota; Metazoa; Chordata; Mammalia; Diprotodontia; Vombatidae.